AUAUAACAUAUAAGUACCCUCUUUCUUGGCUUCCCUGGCUUUCUCCUCUGCAACUCUCUGGAAUUCUUCAGCUGUGGAAGGUGCUCUCUCUGCAUCAAACUGCUACGGUUUCCAUUGCUUGCUUCCCUAUAAUUCUGUCAGGAGUAUGGAAGACAAUCAUGAUAGGAGUUGGAUGUACAAUCGUCUAACUGAUAGAAGACAACUAACUCGAGCAUUCUUGGAGGGUUUGGAAACGUUCAUCCAAUUUGCUCUGGAGCAAAUAGGUACAUCAAGUGAUGUUAUCAGUUGUCCGUGUGUGAAAUGUAAGUGUUUUAAAUUUCAAACGCCGGACAAAGUCAGGGAGCAUCUGUGUAGAUGGGGCUUCAUGCCAGACUAUGAAUGUUGGCAUAUCCAUGGGGAAAUUCGGCAGGCAUAUGCUAUUCCAGGAGGUUAUUAUGGGGAAACUAGUCAGCGAAACAACCUCAACGAAUAUGAACAGUUGGUUAUGGAUGCUGCGGGACCGUCGAUUGGGCAAAAUUUUGAACCCGAUACUCAUGCCGAACCAUCCUUCAUGGCAGAGGAUCUUAAUCCGGAAGCGGAAAGGUUUUACAACAUGCUUCAAGAUGCUCAACGUCCAUUAUGGGAAGGUUGUGAACAUAUUCAACAUACUGAACAUACAACGCUAUCAGCAACCCUAGCAACACUACAGUUGAAGAGUGAUCACCAUAUGAGUGAGUCUGCUUACAACGGCUGGAUGCAGCUCAUGCGUCAGGUUGUUCCUAAAGACAAUAAUUUGGCGAAGGAUUUUUACCAAGCAAAGAGAAAGGUGAAAGAGCUUGGGCUCGGAUGCACAAAGAUUCAUUACUGCCCCAAAGGAUGUAUGCUAUAUUACGGUGAUUACAUUGACCGCACCAAAUGUGAGUUUUGUAAGCAUGACAGGUACAAAGUUGUGAGGGACGGAAGGAAAACGACAUGUGAAGCCUAUAGCAAGAUGUGGUACUUUCCUAUUGUGCCUAGACUUAAAAGAUUGUAUGCUUCCGAACAAACAGCUUGUCACAUGAGAUGGCACCGUGAGCAUUGUAGGGAUGAAAAAUAUGUGACGCAUCCAUCAGAUGCCGAAGCUUGGGUUCAUUUUGAUGAGGCGAAUCCUUCGUUUGCAGCGAAGCCACGUAAUGUGCGUAUUGGUUUAUGUUCGGAUGGGUUUGCUCCUUUUAAUCAGACGGGUAGGAAUUAUUCUUGUUGGCCUGUUAUUGUGACCUUUUUUAUAGUAUGUGUGACAAUGUGAAUGUGGUGCCAACUGCC
This is a messenger RNA of Gastrolobium bilobum, 1281 nucleotides long. RefSeq lists its product as uncharacterized. Bases 146 to 1264 code for a protein of 372 amino acids. Lineage: Eukaryota; Viridiplantae; Streptophyta; Magnoliopsida; Fabales; Fabaceae. The record is from RefSeq and is a predicted model, not a curated record. The transcript has 2 exons.